UGAGUGAGUGAGUGAGUGCUGGUGGCACCCUGGACACGCGUGUACCGCGUACAGAGGGAUAUCCCGAUGCCUCUGGUCAGCUCCGGGGUGGAGCACGGGAACCUCCGCGAGCUYGCCCUGGCCCGGAUGAAGGAUCUCGGCACGCAGUGCCGCGACGUGAGGACGAGGGAAGUCGGGAUUCAGGAAAUCCACCACAAAGUGAGGCCCUACCAGGUGGAGCUGGUCCGUCGGGAUUACGUGGCCAAUGGAGGUUGGGAGACGUUCCUGUCCUACGAGGACCCGGAGCGGGAUAUUCUCGUGGGGCUGCUGCGGCUGCGCCGAUGCUCCGGGGAAUCUUUCCGGCCCGAGCUCAAGGGCGGCGUCUCCGUGGUGCGGGAGCUGCACGUCUACGGCAGCGUGGUGCCCGUCAGCAGCCGCGACCCCUCCAAGUUCCAGCACCAGGGGUUCGGGAUGUUGCUGAUGGAAGAGGCGGAGCGGAUCGCCCUGGAGGAGCACGGAUCCUGGAAAAUCGCCGUCAUUUCAGCUCGAGGGGCCCUACAUGGUCAAACGGCUGCCGUGAAAAUCCGGGAAUGCAGCGGGAAUUCCAGAGAAAUCCGGCAGGAAUACAACGGGAAUACAACGGGAAUUCCAUGA
Messenger RNA from Malurus melanocephalus (red-backed fairy wren), 633 nucleotides. Its product is annotated as elongator complex protein 3-like. NCBI's taxonomy places the organism in Eukaryota, Metazoa, Chordata, Aves, Passeriformes, Maluridae. Gene Ontology annotation, biological process: tRNA wobble base 5-methoxycarbonylmethyl-2-thiouridinylation. The transcript has 6 exons. Gene Ontology annotation, cellular component: cytoplasm; elongator holoenzyme complex; nucleus. The record is from RefSeq and is a predicted model, not a curated record. The coding region runs from base 67 to 633 and encodes 188 amino acids.